Messenger RNA from Glossina fuscipes, 4875 nucleotides. RefSeq names its product probable ATP-dependent RNA helicase spindle-E (gene spn-E). The coding region runs from base 413 to 4789 and encodes 1458 amino acids. Gene Ontology annotation, cellular component: intracellular anatomical structure. Gene Ontology annotation, molecular function: ATP binding; RNA binding. NCBI's taxonomy places the organism in Eukaryota, Metazoa, Arthropoda, Insecta, Diptera, Glossinidae. The transcript is spliced from 19 exons. The record is from RefSeq and is a predicted model, not a curated record.
CAAACAAGAAGCUUUAAAAAUUUGCAAAAAUAUGCUUCAACGCGAAAACACGAACAAUCAAUUUAGUAUUAAUAGCUCGAAUGUGAAGCAAAGGCAGUAAUUUACUUUCGCGCUUAAAGGAUUCAUUGUCAAAAUUACAGUUACCGCAGAAGCCAUUGCUAAAAUAGUUCAUUUCCGUUUGUUGCAAGUAAUUUGUCCGCAUUUUAAUGAUGCUUUGCCUUGCCAGUGAGAUUUUGCUUUUGCUUUUAGUUUGAUUAACAAAAGCCGGUCAUAUUUUAAGUGUCAAAUUUACACCUAGGAGUUUGUGAAUAACGGUAGUUUUAAGAGAAAAGAGAACGGUAGUUUAAAAGAAUUUUUAUUAAAUAUAAGAAUAUAUUAUACGAUUUAUUAGGAGUGAAAUCGUUUAGUGUCCAUGGAUGAAAUCAACGAUUUUUUCGAUUUUUCCAAAGAUUUUGUGCGGCAGACAGCACCUCGUGGUUGCGUAUCAGGUUCAUUACCAGCUGCAGCUGGUCAAACGCGUGACCGGAGAGCAGACAUUAAACGGAAUUAUGAAGGCAAUGAGUAUGCCCAAGCGAUUAUAGAACAAGAGCGCGUUAAACUUGACCAGGUUAAUCUACGUGGUGAUAAUAGUAAUAAGUUACCACCACGCAGUUGGGCCCGUGCAUCCUCAUGUAUGAAUGACGUAGAAAGCCUAAUGAGUGAUUCCGAUUUCAAAACUGACGAAGAGGAUCAAAGCGAUCAUCAUCAUCAGAUCAGACGUGCAGAUGAUGGUUUGUACGACCGUUAUCAUUUUGAUUUGCGACGUGACGAAACUUUACCUAUACACGAUAGUAAAGAACAUAUUAUUGCAUCAAUUAGAGAGAAUCCAGUUAUUGUUCUCGAAGGUGACACUGGCUGCGGAAAAACAACACAGGUACCGCAGUAUAUUCUCGACGACGCGUAUCGUCGACGAGAAUAUUGCAAAAUAGUUUGCACACAACCGCGCAGAAUUGCAGCGAUUUCUAUAUCAGGCCGCGUUUCUUCGGAACGCAAAUGGCCUCAAGGUUCUGUAGUAGGAUAUCAAGUUGGUCUACACGCUAAUGUGACCGAAGAUACUCGUUUGCUUUUUUGUACAACCGGUGUAUUGCUACAAAAGCUAAUACGUGAGAAAUCCAUGACCCACUUCACUCACAUUAUAUUGGACGAAGUACACGAACGUGACCAAGAAAUGGAUUUUUUAUUAUUUGUGGUUCGGCGUUUAUUGACGACGAACUCGAAACAAGUUAAAAUUAUAUUAAUGUCGGCCACCAUUAAUUCAGUAGAGUUUUCAAACUACUUCAAAUUCCAUGGAAGACCGGCGCCAAUAAUAAGAGGCGAUAGUCGUCGCUUAUUUGAAGUCAGAGAAUUUUAUUUGUGCGAUUUGGAUCCAAUAAAUCCUACGAAAUUUCGUCCGGAUUAUGCAGAUCCUGGCAUCAGCAAAGAAAUGUAUACUAUUGCUUUUAAAUUAAUUGUAGUCAUUGAUAAUAUUGAAAAACAAGAGGGCGCUUUAAGUUUAAGCACCGCAAACUCAGUUCCUGCGAAAACUUCAAUUUUAAUAUUUCUGCCCGGUAUUAACGAAAUUGACCUCAUGUAUAAAAGACUAGAGCAGUUAAAUCAGACUGCCCGUGACAUCUCCAAAUUGAAUCCCAUUCGCUUACAUUCCUUAAUAUCACCCAAUGAACAACUCCAGAUAUUCAAGCCGGCACCUGCUGGUUAUCGCAGAGUUAUUUUAUCCACUAAUAUAGCCGAAAGCUCAGUGACGGUACCAGGCGUUAAAUACGUCAUUGAUUUUUGCUUAGCGAAAUCACUCUUUACUGAUCCGACCAGCAAUUUCACAUCAUUGCAAUUGCAUUGGGCCUCCCACGCUAAUUGCCGUCAGCGUGCAGGACGUGCUGGGCGUGUUAUGAAGGGUCGUGUUUAUCGUUUAGUACACCGCUCUUACUAUGAGACUUAUAUGGAACGGUUUAGCAUGCCGGAAAUGUUGCGAUGCCCGUUGGAAAAUGUGGUUUUAAAAGCUAAACUCUUAGAUAUGGGACCACCAUCAGAAGUGUUAGCUUUAACUAUGGCACCACCUGACUUAAGCGCUAUUCACAACACCAUCUUGACUCUUAAAGAAGUUGGCGCUUUAUAUAAAAAUGUUAACGGAUAUUACUCUGUUCAGGAUGGCGAUCUUACAUAUAUGGGCCGCAUUAUGGCCAGCUUGCCUUUGGACAUUCGAUUAACUCGUUUGAUUAUUUUGGGCUAUAUAUAUAGUGUUUUGGACGAUGCGAUUGUUAUGGCUGCUGGUUUAAGCGUACGUUCCGUAUGCAAAUUACAAAGUACAUCACAACAAAACGAUUUAGAAGCUUACGUGCAGAAACUUGUGUGGGCUGAUAGCUCUGGCUCGGAUUUAUUUGCUAUUUUAAGAGCUUAUAGGAUUUGGACUUCCAUGCAUGAACAUAAUAGCUUAACAAACGACAAAGAUGAAAAUGAUUGGGCUCAACGAUUUUUUAUUAAUUUGCGCUCUAUUAAGGAAAUGCAUUUGUUGGUGCAAGAGAUUCGUGCACGUUUGAUAUCUUUCAAUUUUAAAGAGCAAACAUCUUAUCAACGUGUUCAUUGGAUGGAACGCGAGAAACCGAUUGUACUAAAAAUAAUCAUAGCAGGAGCAUUUUAUCCCAAUUACUUCACACGUUCUAAUCUGAACGACACGGACCGCGAACGUGGCGUUUAUCACACUUUGUGCGGUAAUGAUCCCUGCAGUACGGUGUACUUUACAAAUUUCAGUACUCAACAAAUCGGACAAUUGUAUACGCGUUCCAUUAAAGCAUUAUUUAAAGGCGUUUUACCUAAAGACAUUGAGGUGCGUUUUCAACCAGGCUCUGAACGAGUGUUUGUUACAUUUACUAAAGAUCCAGAAUUUGCUUGUGAAGAUGUAACAAAACGGCUUUUGGUACCAGGUCGUGUGAAACCGGACGUUUAUAAGGCAAUAAGAAUGCGUAUGUCUUCUUCGCGUCUUUACAUUAAUGUCAUGGAGCCUCGAUUAGCUGUAAAGUAUGCAACAGAGCGCGGAUACGGUGCUACGGUAGAUGGAGUCUGGAAGCCAAACAAUCCGUCCCUCCAAAAUGUCGAUUCCAUCGUGUUACCUUCAGUCUUUGAAAAAAAAUUGAGAGGAUUAAUUGCACAUGUUGAGCAUUGCAGUAAAUUUUUCUUCUUGCCUUUGAGUGAGUUUGAAUAUGUACGUGAAAUGCAUGAUACAAUAAAUAGAUCUGAUGGAAUUGAAAAUGGUCGAUUUAGAAGUCCUGCCGAAAUAUCAAAGGGAAUGAUCUUGGUGGCUCCUCUCAAUGAGAAAUACCGCAGAGCAAAAGUUAUAAAAUUUUCAAAUGCUAGAAAUAAUCUACAGUUUCAGGUAUGCUUCAUUGAUAACGGCUGCAAGUUGUGUGUCAAUUUCGAAGACUUGCGAAAAAUACCGGAAAAAUACAAGUUGAUGCCACCACGAGUUUUUGAAUGCCGUUUAGCUAUGGUACAACCCUCCACUGUUAAAUCACCGAAUGGCAAAUGGGCCGAAGAAUCAAAAGAAAUUCUACAACAAUGUGCCAAUGCCGGCAGAGUGGAAAUUGAAGUCUUCUCGGUAGUAUAUGGCGUGGCAAAUGUUAUCAUUAAAAUGCAAAAUGGUACCUUAAAUGAUUUAUUAGUGCAGAAAUAUUUCGCCCGCAAAACGGAAGAGAAUUAUUUAUCAAAGACUGACCAUGAUUUGCGUUUGCGCAGACAGGCUUUGGUCGAUCGUUUCUUGACCGAAGAUAAUCGGCGUGAAAAUCAAGAAUAUGUACUAUCCAUGCAAUCGAACGCGGAAGGAGACAUUGAGGCACCACCUCGCGAGCUAUGCAGUAAAAUCAUAAAGUUGCGUGGCCCUUAUAGUCCUUUAGAAACAAAAAUUUACUCAGCUAUCGCUGCCGGCACAUGGAAAUGCGUAGAGAUCGAGAAAGAGUCUGUGAAUUCAGUGCUGCUGGAUACCGAUCCGCAAGAUGUGCAUGAGCAUUUAGUUGUUGCUGCUGCUGUUACAGAAAAUCAAUCUGGUAACACGAUUGUCGCACGUGGCACCACACUGAUGCCUAACAUACACGGUUUUGGAGCUUUAGUUACAAUGAUGUUCUGCCCAACGAUGCAAAUCAAACGCAAUAAAGACCGUACGAAAUAUGUCACAAUAUUAGCUGGCUUAGGAUACGAUCAAAACACCCUUGAGCCUUUGUACGGCCAACAUGAUUUAGUUUUAAAUUUGGAUGUCGAAUUGGACAUGGACGAUUUUAAACUGGUCAAUCAAUUACGUUAUAGUAUGGAUAUCAUACUAUACACAGACCCUGGUCCUGAUGAACGUCCCACUAUUACGUCAAGCGCUAUAUGUGAUUUGCAAGCCAAACUUAAACAGAUUAUUAUAAAACUAUUCACUAAAAACCGGAAAUAUAUUGAAACACAUAGCAGUGACAAUGAUAAUGUUUGGGAGCGUUUCGAGUGCGAAGAAAUUUUGGAAAGUUCUGAAGUUUUAGGUGAACGUUCGAUAUUCCCAAUGCUUCCAUCUUUUCGCUUGUACCGUGAGGAUAACGGUCGUAUAAGGACCCUUUUGACGCACUGCGAAGAAUUGCACACUCUACGACACUUCGAUGGUGCUAUGCAAACGGUUACAUGCCUUUUGUGCAAUCAACCUUUGGAGAAUGUUGUGCAAGUGCGUAUGCAUUUAUUAUCUCAAUUACAUCGUGAUCGUGAACAGCAGAUAGACUUUAAACCGCCACGAAAAUGAAAUAGUGGACUCAAAUUUAAAAACUUUUAAAUUUAAAGACCUUUUUUUUUCUCUGCUCCAAAUGAACUGACUUUAUAUAAUUUUUU